UUAUCCCCUUCAUCUGGCGUUGUAGAAUACACUAUCCACUCAGGCUUGUCGAAAAUGGCGGUUUCACUUUCGGCUAUCACCACUUCCCUCUCUUCACUCUCUUUCUCUUCUCACAUUUCUCAGAGACCCAACACUCUCUCCUUCGCCACCAACCUCUCCCUCUCGCGCUUCCCCAAAACCCCUUCUCUCGUCGUCUCCGCCACCGCGCUCGCCGAACCGGAAACCGAAGACCUCAAGAAGUUCGUCAAAUCGAGGCUUCCUGGUGGAUUCGCCGCGCAGACCAUCAUAGGGACCGGUCGCCGUAAGAGCGCCAUCGCUCGCGUCGUUCUCCAGGAAGGAACCGGCAAAUUCAUCAUCAAUUACCGCGACGCUAAGGAAUAUCUUCAAGGAAAUCCAUUGUGGCUUCAAUACAUUAAAGUCCCUUUGAUAACUUUGGGAUAUGAAAGUAGUUAUGAUGUUUUUGUCAAAGCUGAGGGUGGUGGCCUCUCUGGUCAGGCUCAGGCAAUCUCUCUUGGCAUUGCCCGUGCCUUGCUGAAGGUGAGCGAAGAUCAUAGAGCACCUUUGAGACAGGAAGGACUUCUUACCAGAGAUUCCAGAGUGGUUGAGAGGAAGAAAGUUGGUUUGAAGAAAGCUCGUAAAGCCCCUCAAUAUUCCAAACGUUGAGGUUGGGAUUUUACAUGUAUGGUUUGUCUUUUUCUGUCCUCCAAGUGUCUCUGGAAUUGGAUUAUAUCGGAAACAAUUGCUUGUUUUCAUUUGUUGCUGUAGAUUUUCGUUAGAGAAAGUAAAGAGAGAUUGAGAAGUAUCCCAAGGCGUGUAUGUAUUCAGAAUCUUGCCCUCUGUUUCCCCAUCCCUUGUUUCCUUGAUCUGUAUGGAAUUGGGAAUUGUAGGUAUGAUAAUAUUUCUCUCUUUCACCCCAACCAAACUAGUGGUUUACUACUAUAGUUUUCAUGACCUAAAUUUUGUGGUAUUUAUCCUUCAUUUCUUAUGCCUAUUUGUUCCUUCAUUUGGCAUAUUGAAAUAAAUAAUGACGUGUAACGUGUGAAA
Vigna unguiculata (cowpea) is the source of this 1044-nucleotide messenger RNA. RefSeq names its product ribosomal protein S9 (gene RPS9). Gene Ontology annotation, cellular component: plastid small ribosomal subunit; ribosome. NCBI's taxonomy places the organism in Eukaryota, Viridiplantae, Streptophyta, Magnoliopsida, Fabales, Fabaceae. The record is from RefSeq and is a predicted model, not a curated record. Gene Ontology annotation, molecular function: RNA binding; structural constituent of ribosome. Gene Ontology annotation, biological process: translation.